This is a messenger RNA of Australozyma saopauloensis, 795 nucleotides long. RefSeq lists its product as uncharacterized. The transcript has a single exon. Lineage: Eukaryota; Fungi; Ascomycota; Pichiomycetes; Serinales; Metschnikowiaceae. The coding region runs from base 1 to 795 and encodes 264 amino acids. The record is from RefSeq and is a predicted model, not a curated record. Gene Ontology annotation, cellular component: mitochondrion. Gene Ontology annotation, biological process: mitochondrial respiratory chain complex IV assembly.
AUGUGUACACGGCUAUCUUUAUCAAUAUCCUGUACCUCUCACGGUCUAUUAUCGUGUUUCAAUCUACUUCUUGAACUACAUUUAACUACACUCAGCAAACGGAGAUUCUUCUUUGUCACAUAUAGAUUGAAAUCACUGGCUCCCCUCACUUCGUCCAAUCUAUUUGAGUUUUUUGAUACAACUCCGAUAACUAUUCAACCCUCAAAGACGAUCGCAAUGUUCAAGCUAGGUAUCGGAAAGCGCUAUCUUGGAAGCAUCACAAAGUUCGACACAAAGAAGUUCGUGCAGUCACUCGAAAAGGGUGGCUUCACGACUAAACAAGCAGAGACAGCCGUGGAGAUUGUGAACAAGGCCGUCAACGAUGGUAUCAGUCUGCUAGCGAAGAAUUUAGUGACAGCUGAGAAGCUCAGCUCGGUAGCUUAUCAGCAGAAAGUUGAUUUUGCUAAGCUUAAAGGUGAGCUUCAAACCCUAGACAAGAGUGAGUUCACAAAUCUCAAGAAGGAGCAAGAGCAGCUUAGAACAAACCUAACGAAUUUGCAAAACCGCUUGAGAGAGGAAAUCACGAAGAGUCUGGCCGGUGUUCGGUUGGAUUUAAAUUUGGAAAAGGGCCGUAUCAGAGAAGAGGGCUCUGUGCAUGAGCUGAAGAUUGAAGACACAUACACACGUAUCGACGAGGAGAUUGCAAAUGUGCAGCUGCAGAUCAAAUCGGUUAAAACUCAGGUGACGCAGUGGUUGAUCGGUGUGAGCUCAGGUACUGCAGCUCUUGUCUUUACCUUUUUCCGGUUCUUUGGUUAG